CGUCAUCGCCGCUGAGACCUUCGCUUAUCACGACUAGGCCAGGCUCGAAGUACAUGCAGCGCGUCUCGACAGCGCCAUCGCUGCUCAUCCAAUCGCAUCUACUUCAGCACAAGGCUACCAAUUCACUACAACCAAGAAUCGCAUCGUCUAUUCAGAGGACUCAUAACAGACGAAUUUCCGCCUCAGUGGACUCGGCAAAAGCGCUGCAAUCCAAGAAAUCCACACCUGAAGUGAUUGGCAGCGUCUCGGCAGCUGCAGCGCCACGCAAAAUUGCACCAACAAAGCCGGCCGACGGAGACGUCAUGGUGAAGGCGUCGGCGGAGGCGGAACCGAUGGCGAUGACGUCAGCCAGCGGACAAGAUUCACCGUCGCCGAGCAUUCAGACGGCAGUGAACGAGAACGAUUUACGUGUGGAUGUCACGGAAUCAGCGGAUACGUCGAAGACGUCGUCGAGCUUGCUGACGCCUCCAUCAGAAGAUGACCAAGAUUCUAAACCGAGUCCCGCUCAAUCUUCCUGCGAAGCCUUACCUAGGAAAAGAAAAUCAAACGGUGUGCGGAAGCUCACUCAUGAAGAAUCAGUCAGGAAAAGUGGCAGGGUAACGCGAACAUGUGACCCCUCCACUGCAGAUUUUGUUGACAAUUACGUCGAUUCGAAGCGGUUAAAGCAGCCAAGAAUCGUUCAACCUCCAAAAGGAGGCGUACGCAUACCUAAUAUCAUUCCUCGGAACAAAAGUGCAAAGGAAAAGGAUAAGCUUUCCAUAGAUAUGGUUGGUCCCAGAACUAGGAGUAAUCUCGUUGAACCAAGUGUGUCUCCUCUUGGUUCAUCGAGAAAGAGGCAUCACCCGGAGUUAACUUCAAAGAUUGGGCCAGAUCAUCAGGCAUGUUUCGAACCAUUUUACGCUAGUGACUUCAUUGAACCGUGUAGGGUAAAACCUGAUGAGGAACCGGAUAGGGAUGAGUCUGUCUGGCAUCUCGAACCAAGCGGGAGUGCAUCCUAUAAGGAAGAAGAUCUUGACGAAGCCUGGUCCGCCAUCAGGUCUCAGUUUGGUGGCAAGAUUGGCCUGGAUUCGAUGUUGUACUGCCUUAUGAAGCAUAACUACAACAUCGAUGAAAUGUUAGAAAAUAUUGAGAUGGAGCAAUGGAAGAAUUUACCGCAACCUUUUGAAGAGUUAAACGUAGCGCAGCAAAAGGAAUUUGAACGUGUUCUUCGAGAUUUGAAAGGAAAGAACUUUGGUACAAUUCAGGACAAGUUUAUGCGCCAAUAUUAUGUGGGAGAAAUCAUUAACUAUUACUAUCUUUCAAAACGAAAAGCAUGUGUGCAUGAACGGUAUACGCGAUGUACCUGUCGCGAAAGGCUGACAGACGCUGUUGUUGCAAAAGUACCACGGUAUGAGUGUGCAAAUUGCUCGAAGUAUCUGUGGGAAGGAAAACAUCGACCGCCGAAAUAUUGCGCUAUCUGCCAUCUGUACUUCAAGAGAAAUGCCACUCAUCGAAACGUGGUAGGGAAGUUGUUCGAAGACGACGAGAAGAUAGUUAAGCGGUGGAUAGAGUUGGAAAAAGACAAUAAGCGUGCAUUGUCUAGCGAUGAGGUGCUUGAGUGGCUUGAGACGGAGCGUCGCGAGGCAGUUCUAUUGAAUCCUGAUUUCGAUGAGAUACCAACACAUCCAGCAAAGAAGAAAUUGAAAAAUGAGCAGAUUGCCGAACUAACGCAGAAAUUCAAGACAUCUACGAAUCCUAGGUGUGCUCUGCAAACUGAUUAUGGCAAUGUUGUAAGUCGAGUAGCGCUGGAAGGAUUUAGGAGCGACGAGAUCAUCAGGAUCGUCAGAGCCUUCAAGAAAGUAGGAAAGAAAUUUGCUGAAAUAUCGAAUAUCGUUGGUAACCGCACUCCGCAGGAAAUAUCGAUUUUCUACCGCCGAUAUCGGUUACAGUACCACCUAGAUACGCUUUUUGACCAUUCACGCAAGACUCUGCUACCUCCUGUAAUAUCGUCGUCGAAGGUGACACAUCCCGAGAAUGGAUCGUCAUCCCCAACUCCGGAGCCAGCUUUCCGUCGGAAACGAGCUGGAUCGGACCCCUCAUACCCAGAGGCUGAGGUAGCUCCAGCGAAGUCCAAAAGAGUCACAAGGCAGUCAGCUCAUGGGCAUCGAGAAACAGGCGAGCGAGAAUCGAAUGGCCGUCUAGGCUAGGGUCGCUGAUGCCAGUCAGGGUUGUUUAAUGUCGAAGUAAGACUAUAUAGAGUUUUAUUUAUCGCCAAGCGAGCCAAUGUGAUAUGAUUGCGGAUGUUAUACAAAAACUGCGUAGAUUUUUACUCCGGUCCAGCACUUAAACUUCGCUCACUCGCGAAUGUUCCAUGUGUGUUUGACUUUUUGAGAUUUUUGCGCAUCUUCUGCAUCGAGCAGGAAAUUGUAAACGAUUAUGACACUAACUUGAUUUGGACACACACUCUUAUAUCAUCGGGAGGAGAACCCGUGCUUUCCAAAAUGCAGGGUUUGAUUGCCCCUUGCAACAUAGAGUCACUCUUCUCUGUUCUUUCAUCCCGUUCGUCUAGCUAAGUUAGUAAUCCACUCACAAACUAGCUAUAUCUUGGGUCUUAGCAUGUGUAAUAACGGUGUUUGUUUGCGGGUCGAAAAAGUCUUGACCUUAAUUCCGCAGCGCUUGUAAUUGUUCUGAGCUGUCAAAUAUGUUCGGUUGCGCGUUUUGAUUGUGUUUACAGUGUUCGAUUUUCACGGAGAUGCUUUAUAUUGUUACUAAUUUGAUUGUGUAUCGAUGUGUAUAGUACCUUUCGCGAGGGGUUGUGCUGAAUUAUUUGUUCGCGUGACUCCGUCAAAUAUUCUUUUCUAUGAAUGAUUACCGCUGGUUUGUUGUUGGUUUUAUGAUGUGAAUGUUAUGAAGGCGGGUUUUCUCUCUGUACGUAUUUUUUGCCUCGUUUGAACUCGGUUAUAUGAUGUAAACAGCUUUGUAUGAUUAUGUUGUUUUGCAUGCAGUGGCGUUUUCGCUAUUGUGCUGUUCAAGCAAUGUCUUCCGAGAAUGCAUCUACUUUAUGUCUGCAACAGUUUGCGGGAUAGUUUUCGGCCGUAUGGAUAAGUGAAUAUGCUCAUGCUGUAUGAUUCUGUAUGAUAAAAGAUAUCAGAGAAGAG
Messenger RNA from Cylicocyclus nassatus, 3137 nucleotides. The record is from the annotation of a GenBank genome assembly. NCBI's taxonomy places the organism in Eukaryota, Metazoa, Nematoda, Chromadorea, Rhabditida, Strongylidae.